This is a messenger RNA of Colletotrichum spaethianum, 1392 nucleotides long. RefSeq lists its product as uncharacterized. The coding region runs from base 1 to 1392 and encodes 463 amino acids. NCBI's taxonomy places the organism in Eukaryota, Fungi, Ascomycota, Sordariomycetes, Glomerellales, Glomerellaceae. The record is from RefSeq and is a predicted model, not a curated record. The transcript has a single exon.
AUGAGCAGAAGCAAGCAAGGGGCAUUGCAAGCCAAGCGGAGAAAGCAGCGUCAGGAGGCUGAGUCCAUCCAAAAACUUAAGGCAAAAUGCGCGCAGGAACAUGGCAAGGCUCAUGUAGCGCAUUGCAAGGACUGCUACGGGGAUGUCGUGGAGACGAUGAGAAGCAGAUACAUCGACUCUAAGGACGAGUGGUUCUCCGACGAUAAGGCCUUUCUGAGCGAUCUCGACAGCUUGUUCGUGAAGCUAAAGGACUUCAAUGAAGAUCUCAAAACCAUUGAGGCCCGGAUCGAAAAAGAAAAGCAGAGACACUACCGCGAGUCCCUUCCCAAGUCAGCAGCGGGACGCGUAGCCGAAGGCUCGAUGGGCAGGGACGCGUUCCAGGCCGCUUUGGAGGACGAAGAGAAACCCACAUCUUCACUCAUCGAGGAUGUUAGGAGAGCCGUUAGCCAGGGUGUUGACGACGCACCGAGCCUAGAGGAGCUGGCACCCAUGUUCGAUGACCUGGUUCUCGAGAAGGAGACUGACGUUCUCAUCGAUGUCUUCUUUCGAGACCCCAGUACAGGUGAGGUCCCAGCAUCAUGUAAAAGCUACGUGGAGAAGCUGCGCUCCGGCGCUUCUAUCGAGGAUGUUGUGUGCGCCAUGGCGGCCGACAGGCCAGCUAGGUCGCAAGCCUCGGGAAACAUGGACAGGCACAAACGGACACUUAACGAGCUUAAGAGGGCGCAAGCAGCACAUGAGCAGGAUAAGCUCCUCAAAGCUCAGAAGCGACAGCAGCCCCCUCCUCAGGGACCCCAGGUCAAUAAGGAACUAUACGAUCUCCCGCCGUGCCUCGCAUGCUCAGGCAAGGUGUCACCAGACGAGGUCAUCGCGUGCCCGUUGUGCUUGGUCUUCGCCGAGCUGAGCCUGACUAAGAGAACGGUCUUCGACUCGGAGAAAUGCUACGAUGAGGCAUAUGUGAGCCUUUCCACAAUAAUCUCCAUGGCGAGCCGCAUGCUGACAACUACUCAGGAUGAACAUGUUCAAACCGCACACAGCUGCGCCGCCGGCGAAGGAUGCAUUCAGCUUAAGGAUGAGGAUGAGGAAAUGGGUGGCAGCGGCGACGGACCCGUUAUCUGUGAAGAAUGUGCAGAGCAGCUAGGGCAAAGUAUAGUUUACUGCUCAUCGCGUUGCGCAAGUUCCGAUUUUCAGGAGCACCGGGAAGGCGUCCACAUUCCAAAUUGGAAGGGACUUGGCAUCGACAUCGGCACCCAGGGAGAGCAUCUGGUCUACGACAACGACGAGAAGACCAAGUACCACGUGAACGACAUCUCAAAGUUCGUGUGGCGGCUCGACGAUGCAUUUGAGCGCGUCUUCAAGGGCAACAACUCUGACAUUAACGAUAUCCAGCACUGA